Lachnellula hyalina is the source of this 1062-nucleotide messenger RNA. It is a transcript of the gene CTG1, whose product is annotated as Guanine nucleotide-binding protein subunit alpha. The transcript is spliced from 4 exons. Bases 1 to 1062 code for a protein of 353 amino acids. Gene Ontology annotation, molecular function: G-protein beta/gamma-subunit complex binding; GTP binding; GTPase activity. Gene Ontology annotation, cellular component: heterotrimeric G-protein complex. Lineage: Eukaryota; Fungi; Ascomycota; Leotiomycetes; Helotiales; Lachnaceae. Gene Ontology annotation, biological process: G protein-coupled receptor signaling pathway. The record is from RefSeq and is a predicted model, not a curated record.
AUGGGUUGUGGUAUGAGCACGGAGGAGAAGGAGGGCAAGGCCCGGAAUGAGGAGAUCGAGAAUCAAUUGAAGCGGGAUAAGAUGCUUCAACGCAAUGAGAUCAAGAUGCUUUUACUCGGAGCUGGUGAAUCCGGAAAAUCGACCAUCUUGAAACAAAUGAAGCUCAUUCACGAGGGUGGUUAUUCCCGCGAUGAGCGAGAGAACUUCAAAGAGAUCAUUUUCUCCAACACUGUACAGUCAAUGCGGGUCAUUCUCGAGGCUAUGGAGUCACUAGAGCUUCCUUUGGACGAUCACAGAGCGGAAUACCAUGUCCAGACUAUUUUCAUGCAGCCAGCCCAGAUCGAAGGCGACAACCUACCGCCGGAGGUUGGCACAGCUAUCGCAGCCUUGUGGAAAGAUGCCGGUGUGCAAGAUUGCUUCAAGCGAUCAAGAGAGUACCAAUUGAACGAUUCCGCUAGAUACUACUUUGACAACAUCGACCGGAUCGCCGAGCAUGACUACAUGCCAAAUGACCAAGACGUUCUGCGCUCGCGUGUCAAGACUACCGGUAUCACCGAAACUACCUUCAUUAUCGGUGACCUUACAUACCGUAUGUUCGAUGUUGGAGGACAACGUUCGGAACGAAAGAAGUGGAUCCACUGUUUUGAAAAUGUCACCACUAUCCUUUUCCUAGUCGCCAUCUCCGAGUACGACCAACUGCUUUUCGAAGAUGAGACUGUCAACCGUAUGCAAGAAGCGCUUACCCUGUUCGACUCGAUCUGCAAUUCGAGGUGGUUCAUCAAAACAUCCAUAAUCUUGUUCUUGAACAAGAUCGAUAGAUUUAAGGAGAAGCUACCAGUCAGCCCAAUGAAGAACUACUUCCCAGACUAUGAGGGAGGUGAGGACUAUGGUGCAGCAUGCGAUUACAUCCUGAAUCGCUUUGUAAGCUUGAACCAGCACGAGACGAAGCAGAUUUAUACACAUUUCACCUGUGCCACCGAUACCACCCAGAUCCGAUUCGUGAUGGCAGCCGUAAAUGAUAUAAUCAUCCAAGAAAACCUGCGUCUGUGUGGUCUCAUUUAA